Quercus lobata is the source of this 456-nucleotide messenger RNA. RefSeq lists its product as uncharacterized. NCBI's taxonomy places the organism in Eukaryota, Viridiplantae, Streptophyta, Magnoliopsida, Fagales, Fagaceae. The record is from RefSeq and is a predicted model, not a curated record. The transcript has a single exon. Bases 1 to 456 code for a protein of 151 amino acids.
AUGUUUGUAGCUCGGCUACCUGCUGAUGACUCUGGCCCAGAGCUAAAAAGACCCAAAGUGUAUCCUCAUCUGGUCUUAGGUUUCUCCGAGGAAGACAAAAUUGGAACCAUCCAACCCCACGACGAUGCGUUGGUAAUUACUUCUCGGAUUGGGGGUUACGACGUGAAAAGGGUAAUGGUAGAUGGUGAUGGUGAUAGUGGAGCCGAGAUCAUGUACCUCGAUCUCUAUAAGGGGCUAAAGCUGAGACCAGAAGAUUUGACGCCCUAUAGCUCCCCUUUGAUGAGUUUUGAUGGGAAGAUUGUCAUGCCAAAGGGCCAGAUUAGACUACCUGUGCAAACCGGCCCGGAGAUAGUGGAGGUUGACUUCAUUAUGGUGGAUACUUACUCCCCUUACACUGCCAUCGUGGCUAAACCUUGGCUUCAUACCCUAGGAGUCGUUGCCUCCACCUUGCAUUAG